Lutra lutra (Eurasian river otter) is the source of this 3218-nucleotide messenger RNA. RefSeq names its product NIPA like domain containing 4 (gene NIPAL4). Gene Ontology annotation, biological process: magnesium ion transport. The coding region runs from base 277 to 1491 and encodes 404 amino acids. The record is from RefSeq and is a predicted model, not a curated record. Gene Ontology annotation, cellular component: membrane. Gene Ontology annotation, molecular function: magnesium ion transmembrane transporter activity. The transcript is spliced from 6 exons. NCBI's taxonomy places the organism in Eukaryota, Metazoa, Chordata, Mammalia, Carnivora, Mustelidae.
GGCAGCCUCCGCACCCCGGGAGGGCGCGUGCCCUUGUGCGGGCAGCCCGGGCGCUGGGCCCCCGACCCAGGGAGUUGCCCGAGACGCCGGGGUGACUCCUCCCCGGGGACCGUCCCCCUCCGGGGCGCGUCAUUCUCUCCACCCCUGGGUCCGACCCCAGCAGCUUCUCGCACGCCGGCCAAGCCGGGACGAGUCUCGGCCGCCUGCUCCGGAGCCGGGGAGCCCGGGGCGCCAGCCGCCCGCGCGUCCGUCGGUCGGUCCGUGCGCCCGGGGCCCAUGGAGCUGCCGGCCAGCAACGCCAGCUGCCAGAACGGUUCCCUGAUCAGCCUGUACUGCUCCUCCCACCAAGUCCUGUGCCAGAUCGUCGGUGACCUCAGCCCCCAGGUGCCCAGCAAUGUCACCUCUCACAGCUGGAAGGAGAGGUUCAGGCAGAACUAUGGCUUCUAUGUUGGUCUGGGUCUGGCCUUCUUGUCAUGCUUCCUCAUCGGCAGCAGCGUCAUCCUCAAGAAGAAAGGCCUUCAGCGACUGGUGGCCUCCGGGGCCACACGGGCCGUGGACGGAGGGUAUGGCUACCUGAAGGACGCCAUGUGGUGGGCUGGCUUUCUCACCAUGGCUGCUGGAGAAGUUGCCAACUUCGGGGCCUACGCAUUUGCCCCUGCGACAGUCGUCACCCCUCUGGGAGCGCUGAGUGUCCUCAUAAGUGCCAUCCUGUCCUCAUACUUCCUGGGAGAGAGCCUGAAUCUGCUGGGGAAGCUGGGCUGUGUGAUCUGUGUGGCUGGCAGCACAGUGAUGGUGAUACACGCCCCCGAGGAAGAGAAGGUUGCCACCGUCAUGGAGAUGGCUGCAAAGAUGAAAGACACAGGGUACAUCGUGUUUGCUGUGCUUCUCCUGGUGUUCUGCCUCAUCCUCAUCUUCGUCGUCGCCCCACGCUAUGGACAAAGGAAUAUCCUUGUCUACAUCAUCAUCUGCUCUGUGAUCGGAGCCUUCUCCGUGUCUGCUGUCAAGGGCCUGGGCAUCACCAUCAAGAACUUCUUCCAAGGGAUGCCAGUGGUGCGGCACCCCCUCCCCUACAUCCUGUCCCUCAUCCUGGCACUCUCUCUCAGCACUCAGGUCAACUUCCUCAACAGGGCGCUGGACAUUUUUAAUACCUCGCUUGUGUUCCCCAUCUACUAUGUGUUUUUCACCACGGUGGUGGUUACCUCCUCCGUCAUCCUCUUCAAGGAAUGGCACAGCAUGUCUGCAGUGGACAUUGUGGGCACCCUUUCUGGCUUUGUCACCAUCAUUCUGGGUGUGUUCAUGCUUCACGCUUUCAAAGACCUGGACAUCAGCCAGACCAGCUUGCCCCACAUGCACAAAAACCCAACCCCCUCUCCCACCCCUGAGCCCACGGUCAUCAGACUGGAAGACAAGAAUGUCCUUGUGGACAAUAUAGAACUCUCCAGUACCCCAUCACCAGAAGAGAAGCCCAGAGUAUUUAUAAUCCAUUCUUAAAACUUGGAAUCGGUGAGUGAGAAGAUGAGCUCUAUGGUACAGCCUGACCUCUCCAUUUCAGAGGCACCUGGUUAUUUUCACCCCCACUGUUACCAGCGGGCUCUCUUUUCUCAAGACGUUCAUUUAUACCUCAUCACUGUUUCCAGAAGAAGGUUCCCUACCCAGUGAGUGGUGGUGGCAGAACUUUGUGGAAACAGCCUCAGCGACCAAAUACAUCGGUGCCAGCAGGUCCCUUGGACCUCCCUUCCCACUUGUGUCCUCGGUGCCAUCCCUGCGUUGUGGGGAAGAAGGGAGAAUCUGACCCGUUGAAUGUAGCACAGGCCAAGACCUUCCCUGAGAUGCUGGUUGUCGGGCAAUCUUUAGUGCUCGCUCUCCUGAGACUGAAUCCCAUUCCUCCGCCCAAGGAGGAAGCGCGUUGCCAGAAGCCCAGACAGCAGCUCCUCACGCCUCCCCAUCUAGGACUGACGACUGAUGUGAGACGUCCUGCUGCUUUUGCCACUCGGGCCCUGGGGACAAAAGCAUGACCUCAGCGACCUUCUUACGGUGAAAACCACCUGAUGUCUCAGGGACCAUUUGCAGCAGCCCCGUUCCCCGAGCACUCCAGCCUGGAGGUCAGCGUCUUAGUUUCCGUCCGUCCCCAGACCCUCCCCUUCUGUCUCUCUCUCCGUCCUAAGGAGUCGUCACUGAGACAUUCCGGCAAUUACCUUAGGACUCAAGACAAAAUGACAAGAACAACGGCAACAGAAGAUCCUCCACAGCCAAGCUGCGCCGGAGCAGCCCAGUGUUUCGUUUCGCCUCGCUCUGGAAAGAGAACCGUGUUUGCGCUGGUCUUAAAAGUAGUCCAGCUGUCGUGAUAGCAUUUGGCGGAAUGCACUUUCUUUUUCCUCAAGGAGUCAACCAAAAUAUGAUUUGGGGAGAUGGGGAGAGGGAGGAGCAACGUCAGAAAUUGGCAGAAAGCAGCCAGAAGCCCUCUAGAAACCCGGAGCUGACUUUUGUGUUUACUCUAGUGCCCAACCAAGAACCCAGGUGGGAGGGGCUCUGGAUAAUUUCUGGGCUGUAGCCUCAGAUGCCUGAGCAGUGGGAUCUGCCUUGAACUUUAGUGACCUGUGGGGUUGUAAGCUUGGCAUGGGGUGCAUUCUGGCUGUUGAUCUGAUUGCCACCAAGUCCCCAGGGCCACUGAUGAGCUCCCCGCCCUGGGAAAUAGCAGGUCAUGACUGCUCCAACACCACCUGCUUUGGGGACCGCCUUUAGUCCCCUCACAUUUGACCAGAAGCAUUCAAUACACAAGAGCAGGUGGAGGGAGAGAGUUUGCUUCCCGUCUUCUUUCUAGCUCCAGGCGUUGGUGGAAGGACCAUUGAAGGGGAAGUAAGAGAGCCAGUAUGAAGGGGAAGUAAGAGAGCCAGUAUGUCUAUAAAGAGGGAAGGCUUGAUCCUUGUCCCCUGGGGUGGGGACGCAGAGCUUCCCUGUAUAACCCCGUACCUGUGUCCUGGGUUGACGCCCCCUCCCCUGAGCACAGCCAAGCGCGGGCCAAACUCUUGCUGGCCUUGAGCCUCCACAGGCUUGUCUGACCGACAGACCGUCUUCCUACACCUCCGGCCUCAAAUCCCCGGUUUUUAAUGAAUGUGGAUUUCCGUCUGUGGCUAAAAUCAGUGCAACAUGUUGGAUCUUGAGAAUGGCAGUCAUCGAAGGGCCCUGAGAGUGUGGUCCGCGGGGUCAAGAAUAAAGAC